UGGCGCCCAUUGCGGCCGUGGGCUCUGAGGAGAUGAAUUGGGUCGGAGGGUCCCGGACCAGGAUUAUGUUUAAACAGGAAAAGAGAAAGCAGAAGGAAUAUUUUGAAAAGAAAAGGCUGCAAUCUAAAGCAAAAUCAAUGGAGAUUUCAUCACCUGCCAAACAUUCUUCAGUAAGUUUAGAUCUCUUGAACAUGUAUGUUGUAAAUCAGAUAUCUACCAAGAAGGAAAAGCCUGUUACAGUACCAAUGCAUGUGAAUUUGAAUAAAGGCUCAAAAAUGCCCCUAAGAAGAUACAAUGUAGAACUUCCAAUGUCACCUUGUUUCCCGCCAUCUAAAUUAUGCCUUGAUGACAUGCAGUGGAGUAAACAACAGCAUGGAUUAGAUGAUAAAAGGAAGUAUAUCUCGGACGAGUUACCACUUUAUAUGGAGUCAGAAGUUACACACUCAGAAAAGGAACAUCAGAACAGCAGAGUGGAAAAGUAUAGUGUCUCUCCAACAUCUCUUUUUGCUGAAUGGUCAUCUUACAAUCAGUUUUCUAACCAAAAUGCCAGUGCCAGUCCUUGGGAAAUUGCCUUUGAAGAAAAGAAAAAAGAGCAGAAUCUAUCAUUUUCUCAGCCUGGAAAUGUAAGCUAUGAAGAUUUCAUGGUUUCCAAAUUGGGUGGAAGUCAGAACAUUGUCAGCCAACCACACAACAGAAGAUCUUCAGAUAUGUGGUUUGAACAAUUAAGUUGCCCAGAUCAUUGGAACUCUAAUGAUGAUUUUAAAAUAGGAACUUCCAAUAUGAUGAUAGAAAAGGACCAUGGAAGCAGAAAUAGAAGAGAAUCAUAUUUUGGAAUGGAAAGAGAGAAAGGUGAAAGGAAUCAGCCAAGUUUAGAAUUUUACAAAGAUGAAAAUCAGUCAGUCCACAAUAUUUUGUCAAAAGAUAUUCAUUCUUUUGUUCAUAAGGAAAGUACCAGCUUCUUGCCUACAGAUCAGCAAGAUAUGAAUCUGAUUUUUGACAAUCGUAGUUCCUCUGAUACAAAAAAUGUAUACAACUUCCCUGGAUGGAUGGAUGGAGUCUCCAUUUGGGACCAACAGAACAACCUUCCUAGAUUUCAAGGAAAGAGUUCAGUUGACAGAAACCUCAAAAGUGUUUUCACAGUUCCAGACCAGCCCUUUGGAAAUCCUGGUAUUCCUAGUAAAAAUUAUAAUGAAAAUAAUCAACUGAAUAAUAACCCCUGGAAAGAAUACAACAGUCACCAAAGAAAUGAUUACAGUGCAUCCUUUGAACACCAGGAUGAUCCAGUUAUGUCUGGAAAAAGAAGGAAAUUAGAAAACUAUGAAGAGGCUACUGAGCCAUCAAAAAAUUUCCAGAAUUAUCCAUACAAACACAUAGGCAAUUUGUGUUUGAAAGAAUCUCUUCAUAAGUCCCCCCAGGACCUUGGAUUUUCACAGUGCAGUACGUCCUCUGAAGCAAAGUGGACAUGUCACCCCACCCUGGUGACUCUGCCUAGUGAUGAGAUUUUUGUAAGAGAAGAGGAAAAAGAUGGAUUGGAAGCAAGUCCAAAAAUUUUGAAUGGCAAGAUGGGCUGUGAUUCUUCACUGAGCAGUCAGUCCCCCAGUUACUCUCCAAGGCAAACCGAGAGUCUUUUCAGCUCUAGUCCAGCGAUGCCUUCCGAAGAGGAAGAUCUAGUUUUACCCAUUGAACAUCCAGAGAGCGAGAGGAACUGCAAGAAUGAAACCUCCUCUAACAGCAGGCAACCUGCAUCAAGCACGGAGUUUCCAAAUCAUUUUCCUCCAUGUGUUGAGAGUAUUAACAGAGGAGUCAAAGGUCACGAACAGACAGACAAUUUUUACCCAUCUGGGGACAAUUCUGGACUAUCUCAAUGUGACUCAAGAAAUAAUAAUAAUAAUAGAAAUAAUAAUCACUGCUAUCGGCACAUUGGGCAGCGUGAUGCAUGGUCUCAAACUGAGGACCACUCUGUUCCAGAAGGGAAAUCGGAUGUAGGCGUCCAGUGCGAUAUGAUGCGAGAACGUGAAGAGAGGAAACAUCUUUUUCCUAUAAGUGCUGGAGAUGUCCCUGAAGUCACCAAGGCAGAUAGCAUUAGGGGGCAGGAAAUCCCAUCUGAUGAAGCCCUCAGGUCUAUAAAUCUCACCAAUAGUCCAGAACAUCAGCCUGAGGUCAACUACCUCUGUCUCAAUGAUCCAGGGGUCCUGGAUUUAACAAUGAUGUAGGGAGGGAAAAAUGGUUUAAUCCCAGAAAAUAUGGCAACUGUUCUGAAAUACUGAUAGUUUCCUUUAAAUUCGUAUUUGUUCCUUAUGUUUGAAUAUAUAUAUAAGCAGUUUAAACAUCAUUGCAAAUGUCUUUUAGCUCAAAACUUGGUUCUUUCUUGAGAGAAAGUUGUAACUCCUUCAUUACAACAGGAAUAGAGCAACACCAUGGAAUUUGCUGAGUAAAAUGGGUACUUCAUGAAUUGAUCCGUCUUUCUAGUUUACAGAUUACAGAGCAGUUUACUCUACUAUAGUAAAAUAGAUGGAUCAGGUUCUUGUGUAUCUAUAUAAUUUCCUUCCAUUUAGACAA
Tachyglossus aculeatus (Australian echidna) is the source of this 2559-nucleotide messenger RNA. It is a transcript of the gene REDIC1, whose product is annotated as chromosome 2 C12orf40 homolog. The coding region runs from base 33 to 2213 and encodes 726 amino acids. The transcript has 14 exons. The record is from RefSeq and is a predicted model, not a curated record. NCBI's taxonomy places the organism in Eukaryota, Metazoa, Chordata, Mammalia, Monotremata, Tachyglossidae.